Molecule: messenger RNA, 1104 nt
Organism: Lodderomyces jiufengensis
Lineage: Eukaryota; Fungi; Ascomycota; Pichiomycetes; Serinales; Debaryomycetaceae
Gene: PEX14
Product: Pex14p
Exons: 1
Coding region: 1-1104 (367 amino acids)
Biological process (GO): protein import into peroxisome matrix, docking
Cellular component (GO): peroxisomal membrane; peroxisomal importomer complex
Molecular function (GO): signaling receptor binding
Source: RefSeq, a predicted model, not a curated record
AUGAACGACGAAUUAAUCAAUAGUGCUGUUACAUUCUUGAAAGAUCCUAAUGUGGCUUCAUCACCAUUAACCAAGAAGAUAGAGUUUUUAGAAUCAAAAGGUUUAAAUCAACAAGAAAUUGAAGAAGCUUUAAAAAGAGUUAAUGAACCAAGUACAACUACCGCAUCAAGUUCUUCCACUUCCACUUCAACUCCUACUCAAUCACAAUAUUCAUCACAACCAUCAUUACCUUUAGAUUAUUAUAACGUUGCGCCACCUAUUCCAGAAAGAUCAUGGAAAGAUUAUUUUAUAAUGGCAACUGCAACAGUAGGAGUAACUUAUGGUUUAUAUCAAGUUAUAUCAAAAUAUUUAGUUCCGUCAAUUAUACCUCCAUCACAGUCAUCAAUAGAACAAGAUAAAGAAGUUAUAAAUGAAGAAUUUUUGAAAAUUGAUAAAAUUUUAGAACAGCUUACUAAAGAACAAGAAGAAAUCAAAAUAUCAAAUGAAGAAAAAAUUAAAGAUAUUGAUACAGUAAUUGAAAAUAUUAAUGAUUUUUUAACAAAAUAUAAUAAAGAUAAGUUGAAAUUUGACGAUGAUUUAAGAUUAAUGAAAUUAGAAGUUGAUAAUUUAAGUAAUAGCAUUGAAAAAAAUAUGAGAUUAAGUAAGGAAAAUAUUAAUGAUGAAUUAUCUGGGUUAAACACUGAAUUACAAAGUUUAAAGAACUUGAUAAAGAUAAGAGGUGAACAAUCUCAAAGUUCUAAUGGUGGUGCAUCAUCAAGAAAUAUUGCACCAGUUUCAUCAAUACCUUCAGCAAGUGAUAUUUUAAAAAGAGCAAAAGCUAAAGCAGAAGAACCAAAAGAAAAAGCUGCAAGCCCAGAAGUUACUGCAGCAAAGCCACCACUUGAAAGAUCAGAAAGUAUAACUAAGGGGAGUGUUACAGCUGCAGGAAUACCAUCUUGGCAAUUAAAACAUAAAGAAGAAGAAAUUGAAAAAGAAGGUUCAGGAGCAUUACCAAAUGAGGAAGUAGUUAAUAAUAAAAUCAAACUGGCAGGUAUACCAUCAUGGCAAUUAAAUAGUAAUGAAAAGAAAGAUAUACCUUCAUGGCAAACAAAUUCAUCUACAUAG